Molecule: messenger RNA, 6384 nt
Organism: Arctia plantaginis
Lineage: Eukaryota; Metazoa; Arthropoda; Insecta; Lepidoptera; Erebidae
Source: the annotation of a GenBank genome assembly
AUGUGUGAAAACAGUGCAAUUAGUUAUUUGGAUGGGGAGGUGGUAUGGGUUAAGUUGGGUUCCUGCUGGUGGCCCGGUGAGGUGGUCGGAUUUGACAAGCUACCACCUGAUGUGCUGCCUUCUUUGCGAAAACCACCGAUUGCUGUUGUAAAGUUCUUCCAGGAGGAUGCAUAUGAAUAUGUCAAAAAUGCCAAUGCCAUCUACAAAUAUGACUGCAGCCGAAAAAAUGAGUUUAUCAGUAAAGGACUGAAUCUUUAUCGAACCAAACAUGGGCCUAUGGAAAAGUUUCCUGAAGAUGUUGUCAGGGCUGAGACUGCAACUGGUGGUGAUACAGAUAUACUCACAAGAGAUGAGUUUCAAGAAAAGAAGAGAGAAAGUUACGCUGGCAUUUUUGGUGAUCCAACCAAGAGAACUCCUAUCUCUGGUAAAAAAGGUAAAGGAGCUAAAGGUAGACCUACAGAAUAUCCAAGGACACCAACAAGAAAGAAUUUUGAAAAAGUUGACUACAAGGUUCACAUUCUGGUACAAGGUUCAAAGACACCUAGUUCUGAAAAUUUAUCUACACAAACUGAAACUCCUACAACACCAUCAUCAAGCGGUGAACAGGAAUCUGAACACAAACAAGAUGACACUCCAGAUAAAGAUGACAAAGAGAAGUCAAACAACACUGAAAAACCAGCAUCAUUUGCAACUCCAGUAGCUUCAAGUUCAGGCAUUUAUGCAUGCCAUGCAUGCUCAUUUACAACUACCCGUUUAAAUGUUUUAAUUCUACAUAACAAAACACACAGUGUCUCAUUUACACCAUAUACUCCAUCACCAGUACGGAAAAAAGUUACUACCAAGCCAUCUGCUAAAUCACCUGAAACACCUAAAGUACCAAAGGUGCGUAAACCACGCAAAGAAAAAACUGAGAAAGAGCCUAAUAAGGUAUUACCUACUACUCCUAUUAAAAAGCGACCAGCAGAUGAGCAACUUGAUAUUACUGACACUAAAAAAAUUAAAACAGAUGAAGAGAUAAAAAGUAGCCUCCUUGCAGAUUGGGAUGAUGGUGAUGAAGAAUCUAAUGAUGAAUCUUCAGUUAUAGUCAUGGCAGGAUCUCCUGAAGUGCCUGAGGCGGCGGAAUCGCCUGCUAUACCCACAUCCGCUGAUUUAUCGAGUAUACAAGUCUCAGUUGAAUUAUCAUCACCUGUAGAAAAGAAAUUCAACAAGUCACCCCUGAGUGACAAAGCAGAAGCUUCAAGCGAUUCUAAAUAUGAGUUUUGUGAAGAUGAAGAUUGGCCUUUGGAAGCUGACGGAGGCAGAAAAAUACCUCGUGUUAAAAAUGCAAAACGUAAAGAAGACACAAAGAGCAUUAGUUUAGAUGAUGAUGAAGUCGCUAGAGAAGUUGCUGAAUUACUUAAUAAAACUACUGUACCAGAAUUACCUUCAGCACCAGAGCCAUUAAAAGUUGAAGAAAAUUUUCCUGAGCCUACAAUUGUAAAAUCUCCCGACAAAGAUAAGUUACCUGAAAAAGCUGAAGAAAAGCCACCCGAAAUUCAACCCACAAAAGCAAUAUUUAAGACCAAAACAUUUUUCCGGAGUCGUCAUUCCAGGAGUCAAGAUGCAAUUGGAAAAUAUGUAGCAGAACAGUUAAAUGCAGUAGAAAAAAUGGAUAUAGCAGAAAGUGACAUAAAUGGUUCAGAAGCAGUAUCUUCACCGGAAACCAGAGACUCUCCCCCUAUUGAGCAUGUUAAAGUAGCGCGACUUGCACCGAAAAUACAACUUAAGAAACUGAAAGCUGAGGCAGCACAGCUACGCGAAAGAGAUAAAAAUAAUUUAGAUUACUUCAGUGAUUUUGAUCUUAAUCCUUAUGCAGAGCUUGUGGCAUCUAAUGCUGCAAGUCCAGUUUCGCAACCUGAUUCAGGCCCUAUCCCUAAAAAAGACGAUCGUCAACUUUUACAAGAUGUAUUAUAUCCAACACAAGAAAUAAAACCAGUAAACACGGACAUGGCAGAUCAAAUUAAAUCCCCUAAAGACAAAUUUAAGUACUUGAUGGACAAUACUAAUGAACUGAUUAAUCAGACCACUGUAGAUGAGAGAGAUAUAAUUCAAGGAUUAGAAAACGAUAACACUGCUCCACGAUCAGAGAAAAAAUCAACUAUUAAAGAAUCGGAAAAAGUCAACAUUCUCGUAGAUCUAGAAAGAGAACAUAUUCUUCAAGACUCAAAUAAAGAACCUAUGGAAGAAAGCCCAGAAAUUAAAACACCAGCUCACACGCUUCUUCAGGAACAAGAGAAAAAUCAGAUGGUAGAUAUUCAAACACCUGAUACUUUAUCUCGAGAUCAAGUAAUAGAUGAUGUUAUAGAAGAACCAAUUAUUAAUAUGGUUACUCCUGAAACAGGAAUAGACAAAGUUAUGACUGAACCUGAAAUGCAUAGCGUUCCGCAACACUCAGAACUACCGAGUGUAAUCCAAGAACCAAAAAUACAAAAUGUUAUCCAAGUACCAGAAAUCCAAAAUGUUAUUCAUGAAUUACAAGUUAAUGCCACUCAGGAACCAAGCACUAAAGUAGAAAAUGUGGAAAACAAAUUUCCUAAAACCAAACUUCAGAAAACUUACGAAGAGUCUAUAGAACCUUUUAUGAAUGAAUCCACCGCUUCAGCAGUUGACGCUUUGCUAAGCGUAUCGAGAGAAGCAGACAGAGUUACCAGGGUUAUUAGUGAUGAUCCUCCCGAAGACUUAUUUGAAGAUGACAAUAAAGAUAGCAAUGGAAUGUGUAAUGAUGUUAAUGGUUUUAAGGAAAACAUGAGUAGAGAAAAUGGCGCCGAUAACAGUAAAUAUGUUGAAACCAAAAUUAUUGAUCCUGAUGGUGAAGAAAAUGUAAAGGAAUCGACAUAUAACGAAAAGCCACAAGAUAUUAUACAACAAAUUACAGUAGAUAGUAACACCAUUACAGAAGUUGACAGUGUAUCUAAAAAUAUUGAAACUAUACCUUCAGAAUCAGAUUUACAAAUAGCAGAAACAUUACUCAAUUUGCCAUCAACAGCUAUCCAAAAAGGGACUGCUAGUGAACAGCAAGACGAAAGCUGUAGUGUAGUAUUGCCCAAAGAAUCUAGCCAAGAAAAAAUGAACCUACCAUCCAAAGAAAUGGUUCCUAAUGAGAAAAAUGACAAAUCUUUAUCAGAACAAGAGCCGAAAAUACCGCAUAAAAAGUCUCUUUUAAUUUCAAAUAACGAAAAUUCAGGGCUUAGGUAUGAAACUGAACAGGAAAAAAGUGAAAACUUGAAUGCUGCCCAGUCUCUUGUUCAAAUGUCGGAAUCUAUCGAUCACAAAAUUAGUAUUGAUCAUAACCUGAGUAAUUCUGUAAAUAAUAAUAAGGAUAUAAUUAUACCUGAUACUGGUGCAUUUCAUAUCAAACAAAAUAAUGGUUUGGAUAGUAUCAGCAAACCUGAACAAAAAAUUGCUGUUCUGACUUCUGAAAAUAAUAAUGAUAAUACAAACGGGAAACACGUGAAAAUGGAUACGUCAUCAUCGAAACUAUUAAAAAUAUUAGAAGAACCAUGUACACCUAAAUUUGCUUCGAACAAAUCGGGUCUAAUUAAGCAAACUUCAAUUUUAUCGGGGAAAGAAAAGAUAUUGAAUUUUGAUGUUGCUAAAUCAUCUUUUAAAGGCAAAAGUGAUUCACCUAAACAAAAAAUAAUCAUACGUCGAACUACGCCUAGCAGGAAUAAUAUAACUAAUAUCUCAGAUAUAACUACAGCAGAUAAAAUUAUACUAUCGCGCACUAAGAACCCCGCCCAGGAUGGUUCGGUACAAACGUACACGAUUCAAACAUCUCCAGAUGCACCACCUGAAAAUAACACCAUAAUAAUUCCACAGAAAGUUCGAAAAAUAACGAAACCACCUAUGAAAUUACAAAAAAUCAAACCACAAAAUUCACUUGGAUCACCCAUUACAGAAACUAAAGUUAGUAAUGAACCAACUACAGAUGAGGCUAUGUUCGACAUCAAUUCAAUGCCCAUUGUGUUAUCUGAGGACUUACUAACUCCUGAAAGUAUUGAAAAAAUGCCGAUAGUGAUGUCAGAUGGAAACAUUAUAACUCACACACCAAAUCCACCCAAACUCGUUAAAACAAAACAGCCCAUAGAAAAUGAAAGGAUGACAAUUAGCGCCACUACAAACAAGCCAGAAUUGAAAACCUUACUAAUGAAUCCAGUCACUGAGGCUAAUAAAGUUACUACGCCAAAUAUUCUAUCAAAAUCCUCGAAAUUGCGAGGUGCUAAACCCAUGUUAGUUAUUGAUAAAGCAACAGGAAAACAGAAAAUUAUAAUGACGAAAGCGGAACCUGCAGUUAAAGAGGUUAAACAGACGCCAACAUUGAUUCAGGCUGUCCCACAAAACACGGGCAAGGCAGAGAAAUUCAUAAUUCUACCUACUCCUAAUUCACCUCGCCCUGGUAGAACACAAAAAAUUGUAAUAGAUCCACAAACAGGCAAAGCACAUGUCCUGGUAGCCAAAGAUACGCAACAGGUGAGCUCAACUGAAAACAAACCUGUUUCAGCUAAACUAAUUCCAUCAUCCACUGAGGCCAGCACGUCGAGCAGUACUGUAAUGAUCAUAACGAAUGCGCAAGGGACGCAAUCUAGAAUAGUUCUUACUCCCGAGCAUGAGAAGAUGCUAUUUCCAAAGAAGCAACAACCAAAUGUUUCUCAAUUAAAAACUAUAGCUCAUAGAAUAUCCACUAAUUCUGGUGCUACUUCAAAAACUGUAAUCACAUCAAUAGCACCUGCCCGAACGCAAAAUAUAUUACCAGCAAAAACCCAAACAAGGAUUGUACCUAAACAAAAGAGUGCUAUAAUAACGUCCAAAGGCCAAUUGAUUGUUGGUGGCAGGGUGGCAACAACAGCACAAAAUAUUGCACCCAUGCCCGAAAUCAGGCCAGUUCCGAAGCGAAUAAUCGCCUCUGAAACUAAAAAGCUCGUUCAGACUAUUCAAAAGUCGUCAUCUGAGCCUUUGAUAUUCUUGCAACAGAAAUCCGGUGCUGUCAUGCAGUUAACAACGGCUCAGUUUGAGCAUUUACAAAGAACAGGCCAGAUUGUACAGAAAGCACCCGCACAGUCUAUACAAGAGAAAGUGAUUGUUCAAAAAACAAUUACUGUCCCAUCUAACGAAUCUGUUGUUACAACAGUACAAAAACCGAGAGCACGUAAAAUGCUCAUGGAAUCGCCAGCACCUUUAAAAAGAUUAAAGCAAGAAAUAGCCAUAGCUCCUGCGCCUGCAUCCCCUGUACCCGCAUCCCCUGUGCCAACUCUAUCUCCUUUAAGUAAUACUGCUUCUUCAUCCAUUGUGCCAUCCAUAUCAAAUACGGUAUCGGUUUCAACGACUUCCCCUUAUUCCGAAUUUGAUAACUUCGAAGAACUUUUACCGUCUACCGCAAUCGCAAGACAAAAUGAACCUGUAGUAACUCCGGCUGCUAGUCCCGCAGUAGAGCAAGCACAAGUUGCUCCUCCUCCUGGACCUAUUUCUGAUGGUCAGUUAAUGGCCGUGCCUGGGGAGCACUUUGGCGGUCCUCCUGGCUCAUUCUAUCUUUGCAUGGAGGACAACGGUACUUUUACUGCUAUCGACCAUCGACCGUUAGUAUUGGAGAAUAACCAACUGGUUCCGAUGCCCGAACCUUUACCGGUCAUUGGAACGCAACCGGAACGUAGAGACAUCCUUGAGGCGGCUUUGGCAAAUAGCGACGUUUUCCACGCAGACACACCGCGAGAUGAAGCUCCUGAUUUUAGAGAUUUGAAUGCUAAUGUGUCAGUGCACUGUCGCGUUUCUGAAACCAGUACUACAUUAAAUCAGGCGCCUAUUAUGACUCCUGUAGAAGUUCCUACUAAAGUUGAUAGUGAACCACCUAUUUCUUCAAAUCUAGAAGACGGCUUGGCCGUUAUUGGUAUCUCAGCUCACACAGUACCGACAUCACUCGAAUUGCCAAUAACUGUUACGGACCCUAGAAUAGCGCCUAAAACUACAGAUCCUUUGAGUAGCACCUCAACCUAUGCUACUACGGGUCUGUUGCCUUCAUCCAACACGGAAUUGACCUUUGUGAGUACUGAGGAGACUGAGGUUUCAAUGAGAGGACCUAUAUCAAUGCCGUUGCUUACAGAUGACGAAUCUGUGGGCAAGUCUAUGCCGAUAUUGACGGACGAACUGGCUGAGAGAACCGUUUCCUCUGUGGAUUCUACAGUUGGAUCUCCAUCAUCGAUAGAUGUACGAGAAUCUGAAAAUGAAGACAGCCACAGCCAAUGGACUCGCCGAUUGCUAACUCCAGGUUCUGACACCUCUGAAGCAUCAGCUGAGAUACCGUUGCAGCCACUUAUUCAGCUCUCAGUCAAUGAAUUAUCUCGACAUAGCUAA